GCGAAUUGCCAGAUUUGGAGAAGUUUGAAAGGUUUAGAAAUGUUUGUUCCUUGUUCUGAUGAAGAAGAAAUUAGCUUUGCUGGAUUCACCUUUGUUUUGCCUGCAAUCUCCGUUGGUAAUGUUGGACAGUUGGCAAUUGAUCUUUUGAUCCAUAACUUGUGUUUGAAGCGUGUUGGAUAUUUUUAUGAUGAUUGUAUCUUACCACUCGUUGGCAAUAAUCCCUUUGAUGAACCUGAUUGUAAUGAUGGAUCUUUAGUGACGAGUAGUGAAGUGUUCAUGUGUGAUCAGUCAAAGAUUGUUGUGUUACAACUUAGGGCUCCUCUUGCAAAGGGAUGCAGGCAAAUAUUUUGUGACAACAUUGCCAAAUGGGUCAAAAAAAGUGAAAUGAAGCAGACUGUUUUGUUGACCAGCAGUAUUGCAAGUGAAAGAUCGGAUUCACAAAUUCAAAAUGGACCAUUUCGUUAUUUGCUUUCUCCCAAAGGAAAACAUCUCGAGAAAACCUUUCUUGAUCAGUACGGCUGGAGAUGCCUUGAAGAAAGACAUGCCAGUUCUGUAGUUUUGGUAGUUAAAAAUGAAAAACAGAAAGAAAGUGAGAGAAACAGAGAUGUUUUCUUGUCUGGUGGUGGUUAUACGAAAUCCUUUUAUCAUACAUGUUGCAGAGAAAGCCUUCCUUUGGCAACGUUUCUCGUCUUCUGUGCUGAAGGAGAUAAUAUUCCCGAGGCCACAAUCCUGUUGUAUCAUCUUAAUAUUUGGAUGGAAUUUAAACGAAAAAAGAAUUCUAACAAGAAUUGUGAAAGUAAUAAUUUGGCUAAAACGUUAGAAGUUGAAUGGCAUGAGCCUCCAUCUUGGAAAAAUCUCUACGGAACGCCACGUUAUUCGACCAUAUUUUGAGGUGCUGUGACGAUUAAAUUUUUUGUAUCAUCGAUUGACCAUUUCGGGGUUUGUAAAUGGUUGUUUUGGUCACUUGAUUGGUUGCAGCAGGGAGCAUGCGUAAAUGAUCUUCACUUAUUGGGUGGUUUAGAUAAAAUUGCGGCGAUUACAAUGUCGUUAGUGUUGUUACUUAGUACCAGUAGUGUAACCAAAAAACGUCCCAGAUCCAUGCAAAGAGAUCGAAAUUAUUUAAAACUGAGUUUACAGGCCCAUCUGAGUAGGCAGCUCGCAAAGUUGUACCUGCUUUGCAAUUUUUUCUUUGUUCAUUCACUAUAAAAACAAUAGAUUUCUAAUGAAAUUAAUUUUGACAAUGCUCCGAAAUUUACGUAACACAACCAAAACAUGCAUGCUGGCAACAGUUCGUCAUUCGAUUCUGGUUUUCAUUGGUAGAUAGGUAAUUACUACAAACCACAAUAAAACAUUUUAUCACACUAGAA
Messenger RNA from Xenia sp. Carnegie-2017, 1367 nucleotides. Its product is annotated as proteasome assembly chaperone 2-like. The coding region runs from base 40 to 891 and encodes 283 amino acids. The transcript is spliced from 10 exons. NCBI's taxonomy places the organism in Eukaryota, Metazoa, Cnidaria, Anthozoa, Malacalcyonacea, Xeniidae. Gene Ontology annotation, cellular component: nucleus; cytosol. Gene Ontology annotation, biological process: proteasome assembly. The record is from RefSeq and is a predicted model, not a curated record.